AUGGCUGUGACAGAAAAAUGUGAUGUAUAUAGCUUUGGUGUUCUGGUGCUUGAAGUUUUGAUGGGAACACAUCCAGGAGAAGUGAUUUCUAGUAUGAACUCAUCAUCACUUGGGCAAGGCAUAAAACUAGAGGAUGUGUUGGACCAUCGUCUUUCAUUUCCUGUGAAUCAAAAGAUUGAAGAUGAUCUGAAUGCUAUUCUCAAGCUUUCACAAUUAUGUUUGUGUGCUGAUCCCAAAACUCGGCCUACCAUGCAUGAUGUGUCUCUACUACUUGAAAUAAGGACAGGUCACAACUAG
This is a messenger RNA of Ilex paraguariensis (yerba mate), 297 nucleotides long. The record is from the annotation of a GenBank genome assembly. Lineage: Eukaryota; Viridiplantae; Streptophyta; Magnoliopsida; Aquifoliales; Aquifoliaceae.